Cooperia oncophora is the source of this 303-nucleotide messenger RNA. The record is from the annotation of a GenBank genome assembly. NCBI's taxonomy places the organism in Eukaryota, Metazoa, Nematoda, Chromadorea, Rhabditida, Trichostrongylidae.
AUGGAUGUGACGCGAGUAGGUACUCUAGUCGGAGAAGACAAGUUCGGCAAUAAAUAUUACGAAGACAAUUCGUAUUUCAUGCCUCGCAAUAGAUGGGUUGAAUACCCGGAAAAGGCAUCGCUGGCUUCAUCACAUAGCCGCAUGACACGCCACACUCCAGAACCCUGUCCAAAAAACGAAGAGUAUGCGGUGAUGCCAACAGAAGAAAACCUGUCCAUUUUCCAAGACAAGAAGUACGUCCCCUACUCGACAACUCGUACGAAAAUUCAAGCAUGGCAGCCGGGACAGAAGAAGCAAGAGUAG